Molecule: messenger RNA, 501 nt
Organism: Candida dubliniensis CD36
Lineage: Eukaryota; Fungi; Ascomycota; Pichiomycetes; Serinales; Debaryomycetaceae
Exons: 1
Coding region: 1-501 (166 amino acids)
Source: RefSeq, a predicted model, not a curated record
AUGGAUCAAGACAACGAAAUUGAUAGAUUACAUGAAACUGAAUUAUGGAAUAAUAACAAUAAUAGUAAUAAUGAUCAUAAUGAUUUAACUUUGCCGUCAUCAAUAACUGCAUUUGAUCCUAUUCAACAACAAGAAUUAGAACAAUUACAAGCUUUACUUGAUCCAACAUCAACAUCAUUACAGAAUCAUAAUGAACAAGAAGGAGAGGAACAAGAAUUGAAAAAUAAUGAUACGUCUCAAUGUUGGAUUAGAACAUUAAUAUUUAUUGGUUAUUGUAUAUCAACAGUUUUUUUUUCAAUACAUUUAUGGAUUCAAUAUUUUUUCAUUAAAUAUACUUAUGAUGAUCAAACUGCUGUGAAUAUGUUGAAUUAUGUAACUGCGGCUCAAGAACAAGCAAUUGAUGAAUAUCUGAGAAAGACAAAAAGGAGGACAAGUAGUAAUAGUAGUAUGAGGAGGAGAAUGAGGAGGAGGAGUAGUAGAGAAAGUGAUCUUCAUCCAUAA